Dendrobium catenatum is the source of this 1390-nucleotide messenger RNA. RefSeq names its product leucine-rich repeat receptor-like protein kinase PXL1. Gene Ontology annotation, molecular function: protein binding. The record is from RefSeq and is a predicted model, not a curated record. Bases 176 to 1390 code for a protein of 404 amino acids. Lineage: Eukaryota; Viridiplantae; Streptophyta; Magnoliopsida; Asparagales; Orchidaceae. The transcript has a single exon.
UAUUUUUUUGAGCUACAUAUUAUAUGCUCUGAAUAACUCAUUUACAUAUCACUAUGCAUUGGAGUUAUUUAAAUUACAGCCAUUAAUAUUUACAAAGAGCUUUGGAACGAAGACAGGUGGGCCCACCUGACAUCCACCCAAAAGGCUCGUGAAGCAAAGCAAGAAAUGCACAGUGAUGACCAACCAUAGUCCUUGCAAUUUUUUACCUUAUCAUCUCUCUCCAAAUUAUUCCAUCUCAAAAAAGAGAGAAGAAAAUCAAAGCUGCAAAACAAAAGCUUACCAUGUGAUCAAUAUGCCCCCCACCCCGAGCCACGAGCUCACUCGCUACUCCUGCGUCCUCACCACCACCAUGAGAAAGCUCUCCUCUUGUCCUCCGCUCCUCCUCCUUCUUCACCUACUACUGCUCUCGACGGAGGCUGAAUCAAACACCUUCCCCGGUGACAUCGCCGCCCUCAAGUCAGUGGUCGCAGCCCUCGACCCCGCCUCCAUCCCACCCGGCUCCUGCCUCGCCUCCUGGGACUUCAACCUCGAUCCCUGCUUAUCCGCCUUUGGUCCCUACUUCACCUGCGGCCUUCGAUGCGACGCCACCUCCUCCGACGCCACCGGCCUCAACUUCUCCCGCGUCACCGACAUCUCUCUCGACUCCGUCGGUUACUCCGGCCCGCUCUCCCUCUCCAUCUGGUCCCUCCCCUUCCUCCAAUCCCUCGAUAUCUCCAAUAACCGCCUUUACGGCCCCAUCCCUUCUUCUCCUCCACCUCUCCUCCGCCGCAUCUCCCUCUCCCGCAACUCCCUCUCAGGCCCCAUCCCCUCUUUCCCCAAUUCCCCUUCCCUCGAAGAGCUCUACCUAGACGGAAACCGACUCUCCGGCCCCUUCAUUUCCCCAUCCUUCCCUUCCCUCCGCCGCCUCGAUCUCCAAUCCAACAACCUCUCCGGCUCCCUCCCCGACCUCCGCCUCCUCUCUAACCUCAACUUCCUCGACGCCAGCGACAACUCAUUCUUCGGCCCUUUCCCCUCCGCCUCUCUCCCAUCCUCCCUCUUCGAACUCUCAAUGCGCAACAACCACCUCACCGGGAACCUCCCCGGCCAGGCCCUCGCCUCGCUCCCAACUUUGCAGGUUCUUGAUCUCAGCCACAAUGCGUUGUCCGGCCCCGUUCCAGCGGCUGCCUUCAAUCACACAACCCUCGAGCAACUAUCGCUUGCCGGAAACGCGUUUGAGUGGGUGGAGGAACCGGCGGAAGGCGGCACCGGUAGCAUUAUGGUCGCGCUCGACCUCGAACGGCGGUGGUUAGCCUCGCCGACAAUUGCCUGUUUCGUUGCCCGGAGUAUUUGUUCUUCUGCGCUGGCGUGGAGCAGAAGCCGACGUCUAUUUGUCGGGACUUUAACCCCAUGA